Messenger RNA from Medioppia subpectinata, 1923 nucleotides. Lineage: Eukaryota; Metazoa; Arthropoda; Arachnida; Sarcoptiformes; Oppiidae. The record is from the annotation of a GenBank genome assembly.
AUGCAGCGGCCAUCAGGCAACAUUACGGGCUUUCCGUGUCCGUGUCCGGACGGCACUAUACGGGCUGAGGCGAGUAAAGUGUGUCAACCCGUUUGCAUGUAUAAGAACCGUAACCUCGCGUGCGAUCGUAUUAACGCCGACUGCGACCCAAACAUAGCUUAUAAAAUAACUGAAACGACCCAAGACUACUGUGUGUGUCGGCCCGGACUCAUGUAUCAAUCUGGCAAAUGCGUGGCCACCGAAGUGACCGUGAAAUUUACCCUAUCCAUUAAAAAUGUAUUACCAUUUAAACCGCUUGAAGCACCCGUACAACAACAAUUCAGUUUGGUUGAAUACGCAAAGUCCCCGAUGCAAGACUGGACCGGUAUUUACAACGAUAUCCAAUCGACAAAUGCCAUGAAUUUGGCGCUCUAUGAGAAGUCCAUUGGAGACAAACGCACAGCAUAUCAAAGAGAUCAGAUCCAACGGGAAGUGCUCACAAUGUUGGCCGGUGUGACUGAGUUUGAGUCAACUCCCGGUGCGUUGCGACUCAAAGAGUGCACUCCUGGAGAGUAUUUGUCGUGCGUUUUCACGGCUGUAAUUAAGAAGGGAGUCGAUUACACAAAGAUAAAACUGGGUCAAUAUUUGGAGAAUAUGUGCCACCCGUUGUCAACUAUCGUGUUGCCAUUAUGUAAGGAUAAGUGUACUGCCAAUGGAAAAUGUUAUAUAUCUGUGGAGAAAAAGGAUGAUCACACCUAUGAGGCACUGGCGAUAUGUGUCUGUUAUAAGGGCUUCACAUACGACGGAAGAGGAAUGUGUAUAGGCUUACUGUACUGCUUGUGCGAAUCUUCAGACUUAUUUAAUACCAUUUUAGACGAUCAAAACCCAUUAUCAUGGGACCCACCACCCACUGACCAUGGUGAUCAACCACCAUUUAAAUACCCAUUCUCAUUUGCCAACACCGGUAGGUUCACCGGUGGCUGGACUCGACAGGUCACUGUCCGGGACCUACCCAUUGCCAAAGCCAUGGCAGGGGUACAGAUGCGACUGGUAAGGGGUGGCGUACGUGAGCUGCAUUGGCACGCGUGCGCCGAGUGGGCCUAUAUGAUCCAGGGCACUUGCCGUAUUACCGCCGUCGAUGAGCAAGCUAGGGCGUUUGUUGAUGACGUAAACGAAGGCGAUCUUUGGGUAUUCCCCGGCGGUAUACCCCAUAGCAUACAGGGUGUGGGCGAUGACGGCUGCUUUUUCCUGAUGGUAUUUGACGAUGGUAAUUUUGACGAGUUUGACACAUUUCUACUCACCGAUUGGGUCAGACAUUUACCCGUCGAUGUAUUGGCCAAAAACUUUGGGGUCCCGGAGUCCACGUUUGCCAACAUUACCCGCGAAGAUAUGUAUAUAUUUGCAUCACAAAUGCCCCGCGGGUUAGAGGAGGAACAGGAGGCGUCGGGCAGUGGCACGGGGUAUGUGCCCUCCCCUUACGCAUACUUUGCUAGUCAAAUGCCGGCUAACGUCACCCGAACCGGCGGUUCGGUUAAGUUGAUUGACAAACGCAACUUCCCGGUGACAACGAUGGCCGCCGCGAUUGUCACCCUAAAGGCCGGUGCCCUCCGAGAGUUGCAUUGGCACCCGAACGGACCCGAAUGGAACUACUUUCUCAAGGGUAAGGCACGGAUGGGUGUGUUCGCCGCGGGGGGUAAACACCGCACUAUGAACUUUGAAGAGGGAGAUGUGGGUUAUAUUGAACAGUCUUCGCCGCAUUAUAUCGAGAAUAUAGGCACCGAUGAUGUCGUGUUCGUCGAAGUGUUUCCGACCGACACUUUUCACGACAUAUCGCUCGCCGAAUGGUUAGCCCACACGCCGUCCCGACUUGUCGACGAACACCUGUUCACCGGCGAGGCUUUCAUCGAUGGUAUACCCAAAACACAACAGUCUAUUCGACCUUAA